AACGUACAUUUGAUAUCAUUUAUUCACAUUCACUCACCAAAUUCUUCUUGAUCAAUAUUUGAUAUUGAUUAAUGCUUAUUCAUCCUCCUCCUCCUAAUUAUUCAUCAUCAACAUCUACAAUGGUUGCUUCUCCUUUUCAUGGCUGUGUUGAAAAAAAACAUUGGUGGCUCACCAACAAAAAGAUGGUUGACAAAUACAUAAAAGACGCAAGGACUUUAAUCUCAUCACAUCAACAACAACAAGGAAACGAUAUCGCAACAGCAAUAAAUUUAUUGGAUGCAGCAUUAACACUAUCGCCCAAAUGUGAACAGGCGUUAGAAUUAAAAGCGCGAUCUCUUUUAUACAUAAGAAGAUAUAAAGACGUGGCUGAUAUGUUACAAGAUUAUAUUCCUAGUCUUAAAAUGUCGUCAAAUUCUUCUUCAACUGAUGACUAUUCCUCCACCUCUUCACUUUCUUCUGACGGAAACUCUUCCCAACCGCUCACUAAAGAACGUGUUAAGCUUUUGUCGUCCGGCGGUAACUCGCCGGACCGUGAUGAACCGUCGUUUAAGUGUUUUUCCGUUUCCGAUUUGAAGAAAAAAGUUAGAGCUGGGCUUGGCAAAAACUGUGACAAAGAAGGUCAAUGGAGGUAUCUGGUUUUGGGUCAGGCGUGUUGCCAUUUAGGCUUAAUGGAAGAUGCCAUGGCGUUGCUACAAACCGGAAAGCGGCUCCGGUCAGCCGCAUUUCGUCGGGAAAGUGUCUGCUGGUCAGACGACAGCUUUUCCUUCUCUGGAGAGAUCUACACAGAUGGGACCCAGCCACCAUCGCCUCCAAGAACAGAGACAGAAAGCAUCUGUCACAUGUUAAGCCACGUCAAGCUUUUAGUCCGUCGUAAAACUGCAGCCAUAGCCGCCUUAGAAGCCGGUCUAUACGCCGAAUCCAUUAGGCAUUUUUCAAAAAUUGUAGAUGGGAGGCGCGGCGCGCCUCAAGGUUUUUUGGCCGAAUGCUAUAUGCACCGGGCCAUCGCUUACCAAUCCUCGGGCCGGAUUGCCGAGGCGAUCGCGGAUUGUAAUCGGACUUUAGCUUUAUAUCCGUCGUGUAUCGAGGCGUUAAGUACUAGAGCUUCGUUGUUUGAAUCCAUUAGGUGUUUCCCUGACUCACUUCAUGAUCUUGAACAUUUGAAAUUAUUGUAUAAUUCGAUUUUAAGAGAUAGGAAGUUGCCCGGGCCGGCUUGGAAACGGCAAAAUGUUCGGUAUCGCGAGAUACCGGGGAAGCUGUGUUCGUUAGGGUCUAAAAGUAAUGAGUUGAAGCAGAGGAUUGCUUCAGGGGAGACAGGGAAUGUAGAUUACUAUUCGUUAAUCGGGUUGAGGCGGGGUUGUUCCAAAUCCGAACUGGAACGAGCCCAUUUGUUGCUUAUGUUACGUCAUAAGCCUGAUAAGUCAAAUAGCUUUAUUGACCGGUGUGAGUUUGCUGACGAGCUCGAUAUAGAUUCUAUUAGGGACCGAGCGAAUAUGUCUGCAUUGUUGCUAUACAGGUUGAUUCAACGAGGUCACACCAAUGUGAUGAAAACCAUUUUAGAAGACGAAACCGCAGAAAAGGAUAGAAAGAUAUCAUCUAUGGCGUUACAAGAUGUAACGCAGUCUCAACAAGUCCAUGAUCAUUACCCCGAACCAAUGAAAACGGAACCAGCAACGGAGGAACACAAUUGUGAAAACAAAAAAUCAGCACCGGUAUAUCAAGGAGUGUUCUGUAGAGACCUUGCGGUCGUUGGGAACUUGUUAUCUCAAGCCGGGUUUAAUCGUCCUAUACCCGUAAAGUACGAGGCUUUGAGCUGUUAGAUGAUCGGAAAACAUGGACGGAGACGGGCACCGGAGAUGAUAUAUAAGAUAAAUAAACGGGGAAGUCAUUUUUGUACAAAUGGGGGUUAAUUUACAAAGGAAAACAAUCCAAAAAAAUUACUUUUUUCUUUAUAAUUACUACUCGUAGCAUAUUACUGUGAUAUUACCUUUUGGUUUCGUACAUGUGCAGUGUUAUUAAUGGAAUUUAAGCUAUAAAAGAUAAGAAAACAAUUGUCAA
Molecule: messenger RNA, 2055 nt
Organism: Erigeron canadensis
Lineage: Eukaryota; Viridiplantae; Streptophyta; Magnoliopsida; Asterales; Asteraceae
Exons: 3
Coding region: 72-1817 (581 amino acids)
Molecular function (GO): protein binding
Source: RefSeq, a predicted model, not a curated record